CUGGGCGGCGCUGGCUGGCUCCCUGGCUGCGGCUCCUCAGUCGGCGGCGGCGGCUGCUGCCUGUGGCCCGGGCGGCUGGGAGAAGCGGAGUGUUGGUGAGUGACGCGGCGGAGGUGUAGUUUGACGCGGUGUGUUACGUGGGGGAGAGAAUAAAACUCCAGCGAGAUCCGGGCCGCGAACGAAAGCAGUGACGGAGGAGCUUGUACCACCGGUAACUAAAUGACCAUGGAAUCUGGAGCAGAGAACCAGCAGAGUGGAGAUGCAGCUGUAACAGAAGCUGAAAACCAACAAAUGACAGUCCAAGCCCAGCCACAGAUUGCCACAUUAGCCCAGGUAUCUAUGCCAGCAGCUCAUGCAACAUCAUCUGCUCCCACCGUAACUUUAGUACAGCUACCCAAUGGGCAGACAGUUCAAGUCCAUGGGGUUAUUCAGGCGGCCCAGCCAUCAGUUAUUCAGUCUCCACAAGUCCAGACAGUUCAGAUUUCAACUAUUGCAGAAAGUGAAGAUUCACAGGAAUCAGUAGAUAGUGUAACUGAUUCUCAAAAACGAAGGGAAAUUCUUUCAAGGAGGCCUUCCUACAGGAAAAUUUUGAAUGACCUAUCUUCUGAUGCACCAGGCGUGCCAAGGAUUGAAGAAGAAAAGUCUGAAGAGGAGACUUCAGCCCCUGCCAUCACCACUGUAACGGUGCCAACUCCAAUUUACCAAACUAGCAGUGGACAGUAUAUUGCCAUUACCCAGGGAGGAGCAAUACAACUGGCUAACAAUGGUACCGAUGGGGUACAGGGUCUGCAAACACUAACCAUGACGAAUGCAGCUGCCACUCAGCCGGGUACAACCAUUCUACAGUAUGCACAGACCACUGAUGGACAGCAGAUUUUGGUGCCCAGCAACCAAGUUGUUGUUCAGGCUGCCUCUGGAGAUGUACAAACAUACCAGAUUCGCACAGCACCAACUAGUACCAUUGCACCUGGAGUUGUUAUGGCAUCUUCCCCAGCACUUCCUACACAACCUGCUGAAGAGGCAGCACGAAAGAGAGAGGUUCGUCUAAUGAAGAACAGGGAAGCAGCUCGGGAGUGUCGUAGAAAGAAGAAGGAAUAUGUGAAAUGUUUAGAAAACAGAGUAGCAGUGCUUGAAAACCAAAACAAGACACUGAUUGAGGAGUUAAAAGCACUUAAGGACCUUUACUGCCACAAAUCAGAUUAAUUUGGGAUUUAAAUUUUCACCUGUUAAGGUGGCAAGUGGACUGGAUUGGCCACACCAGAAAGACAAAAUAAACAUUUUAUUUUCUAAACAUUUCUUUUUUUCUAUGCGCAAAACUGCCUGAAGCAACUACAGAAUUUCCUUCAUUUGUGCUUUUGCAUUAAACUGUGAAUGUUUCAACACCUGCCUCCACUUCUCCCCUCAAGAAAUUUUCAGCACCAGGAAUCAUGAAGAGACUUCCGCUUUUCAAUGCCCACCCUCCUCAAGAAGUAAUCAUUUGUUUACUUGUAAAUUGUUGGGGGAAAUGAUGAAAAUGAAAUCUUUUUUUAAAAAUGAUUUCAAGGUUUGUGCUGAGCUCCUUGAUUGCCUUAGGGACAGAAUAACCCAGCCCCUUGAGCUGAAGUAAUGUGUGGCCGCAUGCAUAAAGUAAGUAAGGUGCAAUGAAGAAGUGUUGAUUGCCAAAUUGACAUGUUUUCACUUUUUGUAAAUUAUGUAGAAUUGUUCUAAGAUACGCCCUCUAAACAAAUUUUAAUAUGGCGUUGAAGAAAUUAAGAAUGAAUUUGGAGAACUUCCUUAUGUAUGUUUUCUUCGACAAACUUUUCCUUGGUUCAUAAAAACCUGUAUUAACCAUAACUCUUCCAUAGGGAAGUUGUUACUUCUUAAUUCAGUUCUGUAUGUGUUCAAUAUUUUUGAAUACAUUAAGAAGUAACCAACUGAAUAAAAAAGCAUGAUAUUUGAAUUUAAAAUUAAAUUGAAGAUACAAAACUUAUUUUAGUUAGUACUAAAUCUUAGUAAAAGGAUGCUAAGAAAUGAACCCUUGAGUUAUAUAACAAGGUUCUUAAAUAAAAGUUUUUUUCCUUGCCUUCAAAAAUAUUUAUAUUGUCACUCAUUUACUUAAAAAAAAAAUUCUAAUUUACUAUUGCCCUUUGCACUUACAGUGUGCCACCAACAAGGAAAGUCUUCAAGAUGUUAAAUAAAGCAAAGUCAUAUAUUUAUUUGCUAUAGUAAAAUACUGGAUUUUAAAGCUUUUCCAUAUUAACAUGUUUUACCAGAGAAUCUCUAAUGAAUAAAAAAGUGUGUAAGGAUAUGGUUCUUAAAAGUACAGUGUUAGAUGCGUACAAGGAAAGUAAUUUCAUCACACAUAUUUGAAUGUCUACUGUGCUACAAUAUUCGACUGUCAUUAUUGCAGCACAUUUUUGCCUUUUUUCUAAAAAGGGUUAUGCUAUAGCUUUCCGGUAUGAUUCCAUAUAGCCUUGCUAUUGGUUACAUGUUCUAAUUGCUGAUCAUAAGAGCCUGCAUAUGUGUGCAUCUUUGUUUCUAAUAACAUUUAGUUAACUGCUCAUUGUAUUCACUAAGCUUGACAAAUCUAAAUGUUAUCCUUUGAAAGAAACACCAAGGUGGAUUUUAAAAUUGGAAAUAGCAUAAUAUGACAUUAUACUUUCACAUAGAUAAGUAAUGUUUUAUAAUCACGGGUUAACGAGAUUGUUUGCUUAUCAUAACAAAACAUACAAAAGUGAGUUAUUGGGUUUAUUUUUUAAAGUAAGUUUAAAUUAAUCUUUAUGAAUGUUAUGAUUUUGUUUGUAACAGACCAUUGUCUUUUUUCAAGGAUGAACAGAGUGUAUGAAGGAGCAUCAUUCUCAGAAUUGAGUGAUGUAGUCUUUAUAUUUGGGCAGUUCACCAGAUUCUCAAGAAGGCUCUCAAACAACUGUAAAGUUUGAUGUUUGUCCUGCUGAGCAAAUGGAGAAAGUGAAUAGCAUCAAUAUUGCUUGUUACCAGGAUAGCUAUGUCAUUUCUAAACUUGGUUAUACACAAACCAAGUAAAACCAUAUCUAUUUCACAAUCUGAACUUACUUCACAUUGAAUCAAAAUGUCAGAUGUCAAUAUUUUAAGUGAAAAAUUGCUUGUAUAUAGCAAUUUAUGAUCUCUAAAGCUAUGUUGUUGUGGAUUUUUUCCCAAAAGUUGAGGCUUUCUACUUAAUUAUUCCCUGAUAAAUCAAGGCAGUCACAUUUCUAUUAGCUGAAUGGACUUCUAAGUUACAAAGACUUAGUUCUUUAUAUGUUGAGGGUGACUAUACUGAUUUGAAGUCAGUUAUUUAACAGUAAGGUGACAAAUGUAUGAUGUUGCUAAAUCUGCUUUAGGGCUUUGGAGACUUGAAGAUCCAGUUUAUACAGAUAGAAAUCAAGCAUCAUUUGUGCAGGUUUUUUUAUGUGAGAGAGGAAAAAGAUGUUAGUCUUUAAGCUUAUUACUUUGAGAAUCAUUAUUUUUAAAAUGACAUUUUAAAUCUUGCAGCCAAGAAAUUAUGGCCAUGUUACAAAUGUUUUUCUCUUCAUUUUGGCCAAAAGGGAAUAAAAAUGUCAUCAUAGGAAUCUGUAUAUAUGCUACUGAUUUGCCUAGAAAAUAACGAGUUUGGUAUUGCUCAUUUUGCAAAUAUAGGGCCAUGUGGCACUUUUAUCUAUAGGACAGAUUAAUAAAAAUGAAGUGGGGAGGGGUUUAUUUUUGAUAUAUAACUCUGAGUUUUCAAGCUCUGAUAGUGUUUUAACUGAAAAGUGGCUUAGAAAGGGCUAGGUUCAGUGUGUUCACAUUAUUAAAAAUUUGAUGAGAUAAAACUUUUAAGUUCAUUCUUUUUCAAACUCAAGUACCAUAUUGGCAACUGUAAUAUUGUCAUAGGUGCUCUGUUUGUUUAGAUACUCUUGGGAGUGGGGUUGGGGAAAUGGCAUUUGUAUAAUAGAUAUGUACAUAUAUACAUACAUACAGUAUAUAAUCUAAAGCUCUGAGAGCUCCUAAGUCAGGAAUGCCGAGUAUUAUAGUAUAUUGAGGUCAGAUGAAAUUUUACACUUUGUGUGUUCUAUUGCAUCCCUUCUGCUAGUUUCGAUGACUGCAUUUCUCCAUCACUCAUGAUUUAUAGCUCUUAACUUUUCCAAGCAUUUUUUUAGUCGUUUACUUUGACGCUUUUAAAUACAUUACUAGUCAUUUGAAAACUUCCCCACUCCCGCCAAAAUCAAAGUGUUUGGGUUUUCUGUUUUGUGUCUGGCAGCUACAAUAGUGGUAAGAACAUUUUGAAGAUAGCUUUUUAAAAAGCUUUUAAGAACCACUCAUUUUUCAAAAUUCAUCCUGGGGAGGGACUUUUGGUGUUUGAUUUGAGCAGGGAUUUUAUCAGGAAAUGCGUUUUGAGGUAGGCCAGCAGCAGUGCUCGUGUCUGGAAGCACAAUACCAGUCAGGUAGGCUGUCCAAUCCGAAGUCAUCUGGCUGAAGUUUUAUCUCUGCCUCUCAGGACUACUCCCUACUGUCUUGACCAUUUGGAGUGACAUGUGGAAUCAUACAAAGGCUUAGAGCUUGGAAACAAGUUUGUAUAAACCAGAAUAUUUUCACUUACUUGAAGUGACUUCAAUCUAGCUGUCUUCUUUUGGCUUAAUUUUUAAUUCAGUGAACAAUUACAGUCAUCUGUUAACAUAAUUGGUUGCUUACCAAAGACUGCUUCAUUUUUUGCAGGAAUAAAUAAGGCUAAUGUAAUUAGAAACAGUGGUAACUUUCAGUGAUUUCUAAGAGACUUUAUUUUGUUGCCUUUGUAAUGCUGAAAACUGUUAGUAUAUUAUUUCCCAUAACCUAAUACAAAAGUUGUAUAUUUAUUUGGAUUUUAUUUACAUGAAUAUUUGUAAAUGUUUGGUGUAACUUGCACUUUUAAAAAUGACCUAGUUUGGGUCUUAGCAACUUAUCAAGUCCCCUAAUUAACUGACUUCUGCUUUGUUUUUUUCUCUUUUCAGAUAUGUGACUUUUUUUCUUAGUGGAGGCUUUUCAUUGAUUAAUAUAUACUAGCACCUAAAAGCUAGCCUUUAAAAUAAUUGAUAGGAUUACUGGUUCAUGCCUGUAUUCCUGUCUGCUUGGAGGACUGACACUCACAGCUCAAAGACAACCCACCCAGGCAGGGCAGUUUCUGAGAACCCUUUUCAAUCAAUAGCUAGGCAUGAUGGCACAUGCAGGUACGCCACCAGGCAGGAAGCAAAACCCCAUCUCAAAAAACUAGCACAGAGGACUGGGAAUAUGGCCUAGUGGUAGAGUGCUUGCCUCAUAUGAAGCCCUGGGUUUGAUUCCUCAG
This is a messenger RNA of Perognathus longimembris pacificus (Pacific pocket mouse), 5293 nucleotides long. RefSeq names its product cAMP responsive element binding protein 1 (gene Creb1). The record is from RefSeq and is a predicted model, not a curated record. NCBI's taxonomy places the organism in Eukaryota, Metazoa, Chordata, Mammalia, Rodentia, Heteromyidae. The transcript has 8 exons. Gene Ontology annotation, molecular function: protein binding; DNA-binding transcription factor activity, RNA polymerase II-specific; cAMP response element binding. The coding region runs from base 220 to 1203 and encodes 327 amino acids. Gene Ontology annotation, cellular component: ATF4-CREB1 transcription factor complex; nucleus. Gene Ontology annotation, biological process: regulation of transcription by RNA polymerase II.